AUGACAGUAUGGCUGCUAAUUUUGGUUGAGCUACUGGGAGGCGCUGGCUGGCCUGUGGAAGGCGGACGGCGGGUAAAGCCGCUCUCUCGGAAGGUUACACCGGCGGAGCGGCUGUGCAGGGCCUUGGCGGGCGCUUCCUUGGUCGAACGGAACGAAGCAGCUAAGCCGUUGCCACUUUCCUUCCCGUCGCUAGCGAUGAACUUGAGUCGGAGUCUAUACAAGUGUCACAUGGUGGAUGCGCUGGCGAGCAUUACUACUUGUAUCUGGUUUCCUUGCGGCCGAGAGGUUGAUAUGGCUGGUGUGUCCCGUAAACUGGCGGCCGACGCUAAACUGGAUGCUGGUUCGAAUCCCGCCGCCGCCGCCGCUAAUACAAACACCGCCGACACAAACCCGGCAGAUGAUUCGAAUCCCGGCGGCGGCGGCGACGGAGACGCCAUCCCGGGUUUCACAUGGGAAUCGAUCCUGGAGGACCCGCGGAACACAGCCGGCAAUAUGCACAAUGCCCCGCUCGCUAGUCUCUUCCUAGCCAAUGUCGAAAUCGUGCCAGAUAACCACCUCAAGAAGUGGUGUGAGAAUGAGUGGAGCAACCUAAUCAGCGUGGAUGCUGACAACGGCACCGAAGGCGUUGAUGACAAUGACAGCCAGGGCGAGGACAGUGACAGCCAAGACGUUGGCGUGGAAGAUACUGAUGGACAAGACACAUCAUCACGAAACAACUUCAUCAGAAGUCGAAGUCGGAGCGAGACCGAUUCUAGUCGAAGUGAGAACCCUGGAGGGGAAUACGACUUCAAGUCCGAGACGACGAAUGAAGAGGCACAGGUGCUUUCGUGGGUCGCGUACUAUGCCGGACAAUUGAGUCUGUCCGUUGAUGGGUCGUUCGGGUUGUCGGAAGAUUUCUGCUUUGAGAUUAGGGUGUUAUCUGAGAUCCGGAAGCGGUGGGUGGCGUGGGCGCGUUCCUUGAGAGCCUCCACGGGCGUAAUGGAUGCCACUGAGGCCACCCUGUGGGUGGCGGCGGCAGAGUCAUUUUAUUACAAGCGCGCUGGCGAAGUGCUACAAGACGAGCACCUCAACUGCUUACUUUCGCGCAAAUGCCGGGCACUGGCCCGACUUCUAGUUAGGCGGCAACCCAAUAAUCCCUUCUACGCCCCACCCGACUACCUGUUGCUCCCACGGAACGAGUACCAAGACUCUGUGAUUACCCACCUCGCCUUCCUCGUCCGGACGGCCUUUCUGGAAAGGUGGCAGUCCGGUCUACACCGUAACAAAUUCUCUGUCGGCGGACCCUGGGAGGCCGGACCCGUGGACGUGGCGCAACUGAUUGACAGGUACGCCAAGUUCGCCCAAACCGAGUUCGUCCAAACACGCACUCCGGGGUUGGAAUCGAACCCGGGAUCUGCUGCUCUCAAGACCUCCCCUGGACAAAUGUGGUCCUUAUUUGCCGCCUUCCCUGCCUUACUACCUGGCCGACUAGGGCUCCUGGAAAGGGCAGAGCAUGCCGUCCGGGACGCAGUGCUGGCUCAGAACGUUGAGACGGCCUGCCGCACAAUCAAUGAGGUCCUACCCUACCUUAGCAUCGUCGGCGAACGUCAAUCAAACGGAGGUUUCGGUUCACCUGAUCCGGCAGCCUAUUUUUACAAGGUCAUUUUCGACAGACGCCCCUGGCUGACUGCAUUGAAGCAGCGAUGCGCAUUCAUCUCUUGGUACCAAACCGACCAAGACGACAAACUCGGAGUCCCUGGCGCACAAGACUCUGACAAGGCCCAAGACUCUGGCAAGGAGAAAGGCACAAGCAAGCCGGCGUUGUACGCCUUUUUUACAAAGGCGCAGGAGGUUGGGCCAGUUGGCGACAGCCGGAAGGAAUUUGCGAGUCUCCUUCGAGUGGUGGGGCGAGUGCGCACGGCCAGCACCGACUUGAUGAGUAACAUGGAGACUUUGUUUUACUCGCUCGACCAUAUUUGCUCAGAGGGGGAAAACAUUCUCGCGCCCGCUAUUUACAGUGCCGUUUUACAAAACUGUCCAUCCGGGAUGAGCGCAGAGCCCCGCUCGGACCGCAGAACCGAUCGGUUCGACCUCUUUGCGGAUCUGGAUCGGUGCGUGCAAAUUUCCCACCGCUAUCGAACCAAAGACUCGCCCUCGACAUUGGCAGCGGCGCUCCUCUUAGACGAACCGAGUCAGAAACGAACGAGGAAGCGUCGUAGCCGGAGACGAGAUAGCGAAGGUCUUGCUCCAGAGGGACAACUCGUCGACAGUAAGGUGGAUAGCAAGCCGGACACAGACCAAGGAAGUGGGAAUCAUGACUCCGGUCAGAAUCAGGACUCCGGUCAGAAUCAGGACUCCGGUCAGAAUCAGGACUCCGGUCAGAACCAGGACUCCGGUCGGGAUCUGGAACAAAAGAGAAUUCAAGACGGUGGCAGUCAGGAAGACAGUCAGGAUGUAGGUGGAGACGUAAGUCGGGAAGGACGUCGGGAUAGAGGCCAGGUUACCAGUGAGGACGGCGAUUAUUUCCCGCCUGGUUUUCAGCCGUCUCGUUCACAAUUAUCGUAUCGCCUGAUCCGAAGGGACAGUGCGUUUUUGCGGGAUGUGGUGGACGGCGCUUCGACACUGCUAACUAAUACAGGGUGUUAUGCUUUGGGUAAGAUUGAUGGAUUGGAUCACAACUACCGAGUGCGGUCUCGGUGGGCGAUGAAUUUGGAGGAGGAUUUUUUCGCAAGUCCUUACAACACACACGUGUGCUUGGACGCGUUGCGGAUUUUGACAGCUAAGUCGUCAAGCUUGGAAGAGGAUAUAGGUUGUGAGGAGUCGUCUGGACCCGCUUGGAUUUACUUUAAAGGCAUUUUGAAUCCAUUGGGUUCGUUAAUGAAGUUAUGUGAAGACAUCUUAACCCCGGUAGAACGGGGUAUUGUUCGAGAUAUAUUGAGUACAGCGGCUGUUGGAUUGAAUGUAUCACCUCGAUCCUUUCGUUUGUUGGCGAAAUUAUCUAGUGCAUUCCGCGGCCUACAGGCUUCGUUUUUGGACCGGCAGGUUUUAAGUGGUUAUACAUCUUCGGUCAAGAUAGUGAGGUUGGUAACCAAUGCCCAGGGCCGAUACUUGGAUGGCCAACGGGCCAUGCAACUACGGGAGGAUCUUGGUUACGUGCCGGCGGUUGUGGAGGAUGAGCCGACCGACCUGGCGAGCGGCUAA
Molecule: messenger RNA, 3180 nt
Organism: Gregarina niphandrodes
Lineage: Eukaryota; Apicomplexa; Conoidasida; Eugregarinorida; Gregarinidae
Exons: 2
Coding region: 1-3180 (1059 amino acids)
Source: RefSeq, a predicted model, not a curated record